AUGGGACAGUUUUCGUGGACUAUGCUAAAGUCCAAACCUGCGUCACUAUCAAAGGCUCUCAAAUCUGGAGAAAAGUGUAUCAAAGAAAUAACACGGUCAUUGUCCUCGUCGGCACAUAAAGUGCGCGUUUUAUCGCAAUUGGAGAGUUUUAUAAAGUCGCUGCAAGAAAUUGAAGCAAGCCAAGGCCUUGGAGACCUGGAGAAUCUCCCCUGUUUGUCGUUUGUCCAAGCAAGCGGGGUUAUUCAACUACAUCCUUCCUUUCUUGGAAACGUAUCAAGCGGGAUCUAUUCAUACCUUUCAAACUUUUUGAUGCACUAUGACGAAGAUUUAAAGGGUGUCUGGGUCAGCUGUGGUAACGUAAAACAGCUGGACUCCCUGGGAUACUUGACAAGCGGGGAUGCCUGCGGACUUGUAACGUUUAAAGUUGCGCUCAAAAUACUCGUCUUCAUACCGAAACUAGAUGAUAUAAUAGGAAAAAUAAAUAGAAUGAGGCCAACGAGUAUAUCAGUGCUAAUUUAUGGCGUUUUUAACGCAACUAUAAAAUCAGAAGAUGUAAAAGAUACUAUACAAUACGAUGGAACGCAGUAUAAAACGGUAACUGGUGAAAGGAUCAUAGAUAAUGAUACGAUCAUACCGCUAAAAAUCACAAACGUUACUGUAUUACCAAAGAACCGAUGGGUUAAUCUUACGGCAAUACUAAACAUUAAACAGUAG
Molecule: messenger RNA, 714 nt
Organism: Theileria equi strain WA
Lineage: Eukaryota; Apicomplexa; Aconoidasida; Piroplasmida; Theileriidae
Product: RNA polymerase Rpb7, N-terminal domain containing protein
Exons: 5
Coding region: 1-714 (237 amino acids)
Biological process (GO): DNA-templated transcription initiation; DNA-templated transcription
Cellular component (GO): RNA polymerase I complex
Source: RefSeq, a predicted model, not a curated record